Messenger RNA from Symbiodinium sp. CCMP2592, 537 nucleotides. Lineage: Eukaryota; Dinophyceae; Suessiales; Symbiodiniaceae. The record is from the annotation of a GenBank genome assembly.
AUGCUAGGUUUAGUGGUUGAUUUUAGCCAGUUCGAAAACCGUUUGGUUAAAAUUGGCCACACUGACAAACGCAUUGCUGAGCUAACCCGUUCGUUGGAUGGAAUCCUUGAAGAAAACAGACUCAGCGCGAAGGAAGCGGAAAGGCUACGAGGCCGCAUGAAUUUCUUUGAAGGCCAUGCUUUUGGGAGAGGGCCGACCCAGGCGGUCAGGAAUCUGGAUCGCCAGGCCCGGGCCGGUCUCUUGAAGCAAGGUUUGACAGGAGAUGCCAAGACAUCUCUGGGUGUCCUUCGCAGCCGCCUGUUGUCGGCUCGGCCUCUUGAGAUUAGCCCAAAGUUCAGCAAGACUUGGUAUCUCUUUACGGAUGGAGCUUUUGAGAAUGGAAAAGGCAGUGUCGGAGCAAUCUUCUACGACCAGUCAGGCGUUGCUCGAGGUGCCUUCGGUUCUCGCGCUCCCGAUGCCUUCAUGCAUCGUGCACUUGAGUACUCUCGCAACCCUAUUUAUGAGCUAGAGCUUAUGCCGGUUCUGUUAGCUUUUUAG